UCCUUCCCUCGUCCCCUCUCACUCAAAGCCCUUAAAACCCUCUCUUAGUUUCUAUAUUUCCAUGUGAUCGUUUUGAUCGCAGCCGAGCCGAGGAGAUCAAAAGAUCGCAGGGAGCGGGUGAGGAAAUGGCGAUUCUUUACGCUCUCGUAGCGAGGGGAACCGUAGUCCUCGCCGAGUUCAGCGCCGUGUCCGGCAAUACGGGCGCCGUAGCCCGCCGCAUCCUCGAGAAGCUUCCUUACGAGCCCGAUUCCAGACUCUGCUUUUCGCAAGAUCGGUACAUAUUCCACAUCCUCAGAUCAGACGGCCUCAGCUUUCUCUGCAUGGCCAACGACACCUUCGGAAGGCGAGUUCCAUUUUCUUACUUGGAGGAUAUUCAUAUGAGAUUCAUGAAAAACUAUGGGAGAGUGGCUCAUGCAGCUCUAGCUUAUGCAAUGAACGAUGAGUUCUCUAGAGUCUUACAUCAGCAGAUGGAAUACUUCUCCAGUAAUCCCAAUGCAGAUACUCUCAACCGCAUAAGAGGUGAAGUUAGUGAGAUGCGCACUAUCAUGGUGGAAAAUAUUGAAAAGAUACUGGAGAGAGGUGACCGGAUUGAGCUUUUGGUUGACAAAACAGCAACGAUGCAAGAUAGUGCCUUUCAUUUCAAGAAGCAGUCGAGGCGUCUUCGCCAAGCUCUGUGGAUGAAAAACUUCAAACUUUUGGCUUUGUUGACGGGUUUGAUAGUGGUGUUGCUGUACAUAAUCAUUGCUGCUUGUUGUGGUGGCAUCACCCUUCCAUCAUGCCGAUCUUGAGAUACAUUACAGUGCGAGCUCCUGUGGCGUUUGUCUUGUAGUUGGUUUUCAGAAUUCGCAAGCCUCUUAUGUUAUGGGAAGAGUUGUCGGUCUUGAUGCAUCUGGACUGAAUGGUAUCCUGAUUUGGCCAUUUGGUACAGGCAGGGCCCAUGAUGAUGUGAUCUAGACCAUUGAUUGGAUGGCUUCCAUGGUAAAUGAGGGUGCUCUAAAAUCCUUCUAGGCUGUAAGAUCCUUGCCAUCCAAUUUACAUUCUCUAAGUGUCUGGUAAUGCAACAAUCAAGAUGUUUUGAUCUUCCAAUCUGAGGGAUUUUCAGGGUGUCUGCCAUUCACCAUGGACAUGCCAGAUCAACAGUCAGAUCACCAGACCAUAGGCCCACCUAUACGGACUGCACAUCAGAAUGCUAUUCACAUCCCAAUGCAUCUGGACCUUGAUAAUUCCUCCUAUGACAUGGAGCCUCCCGUCUCCAGUGCCGAUUUAUCUGGCGAGUUUGCAUGCAGAAGUCCACAUUCACGGCGGCAGAAAUAUUCAUGUUGAAUCUGUUCUUGUUAGGAAGUUGGUAUUUGCUUUGUAUAAUAAUGAGUGAAACCUUCUUUUUCUGGUGAUUAUUCUCUGUAAAUUUCAAUAAUUUUUUGGCAUUUUAUCAUAUCGUCAUGAUUCUUAUUUA
Molecule: messenger RNA, 1453 nt
Organism: Magnolia sinica
Lineage: Eukaryota; Viridiplantae; Streptophyta; Magnoliopsida; Magnoliales; Magnoliaceae
Product: vesicle-associated membrane protein 714
Exons: 4
Coding region: 126-788 (220 amino acids)
Biological process (GO): vesicle-mediated transport
Cellular component (GO): membrane
Source: RefSeq, a predicted model, not a curated record